Molecule: messenger RNA, 8130 nt
Organism: Penaeus chinensis
Lineage: Eukaryota; Metazoa; Arthropoda; Malacostraca; Decapoda; Penaeidae
Exons: 13
Coding region: 150-4580 (1476 amino acids)
Biological process (GO): telomere maintenance via telomere lengthening; regulation of DNA-templated transcription
Cellular component (GO): shelterin complex
Molecular function (GO): telomeric repeat DNA binding
Source: RefSeq, a predicted model, not a curated record
UUUGGUCGCGUCCAGUGUUCGGACUCGACUCGUCGUCACAAGCAUAGAAACGGGACAAACGGCCAAAUAAACCGAGACAGACUCGCUGAAGAUGAAUAACAAGCAAUAAGCGUUACUUAGAGCACACAAGGCGAUCGAAGGGAAGGAAGAUGACAGCGUCUGCGAGUGAAAAAGCGGAGGAAAUGAUGGAGGGGAGUGGACAGGGCGACGAGCCUGAGCUGUUCGUGAUGGAGUCGCUUCAGCCGAUGCUAUUUUCCAUCCGCGUCUGCCCCUCCAAGGCCGCGCUGCAGAGGAUCAUUGAGGAUCAUGGAGGAGAGUUGACGUCUAAGGUGGGAGGGCCACACACAUUACGCCUAUUGCCCAUAGGAGAGAAAAGCUUCUCCGUGACCAGUGAUGUGUUCAGCGCCCAGUAUGUCUAUGACUGCGUUAAGGAAAAAAGACUGCUGGAUCCAAGCAAAUUCAGAGUGAAUAAGAAGUCGUGCUACACUGAUGACGUCAAAGUCCUGGACAUCAUCCGGGGCGUGCGUUCAUGGGCAGACUGUGUGCGUGUGGAGGUUGAUUCUGCAGAGGAAGUGAGUGAUUUCAGCGAUGAUGAAGACUUCAAUGUCUUGAUUCAGAACAGGACAUGGAAAACAGGCAGACGCCCAUACAGCCGCAUAGAACAGAAAUCUAUCCUAGACUUCAUCAUCAAAUACAAACGUUACGGAGAUGUCAAGGGCAAUGUCCUGUGGAAGGAUAUUGAGAGACGAAAGGUGUGUCCCCUGAGAUCAUGGGAGUCCAUGAAAGAACAUUAUCGCAAAGUUAUAAUAACUGACCUUGGACCCUACCAGCUCUCAAAGAAAAUAGAAACAAAGCUCUAUAAAGGAUAUACUGAUGGUAAAUAUCACGAAGAAAGUUCAGAUGACAAUGAAGGUUCUGAAGAGGAAGCGGAAGAGGAAGCUGACAGUAAAAAAGAAAAAAGAGAAGUGGAAAAUGCAAGCAGAAGCAGUGACCGGGAGACUCCCAAUGGGAAUCUAAUUUUACCAAAGCUAAGAAAAGAGCAGAGAGAGGAGGCUGGCACACAGAAGGAGGCUGGCACACAGAAGGAGGCUGGCACACAGAAGGAGGUGUUGAGAGACCCAGAAGAAACACCUGUAGAAGAUGAGCAAUCAGAAUUAAGAUUGCAGGAGGAGAAAGACAUAGAAGAUGAGGAAGAACCAGAAGAUGAAGGUCAAGAGAAGGCAGAAGGAAAAGGGGUAAAAAAAGGAGUGGACGACGUUGCGUAUGCAGAGGUGGAACGUCAGGUAGCCUCAUUCGACACUGGAGCUGCAAACAGCACACAGUCGUUUGAAGUUGUUCUGGCAGAUGGUGAGUUUGAGAACCCCCCAAAGCGAACAGCUAGCUAUCUAAAAGAACUUGCCGAAGACUGGGAAGAAUCUCGAGGAUCAUUACCCGACAAGUCUCAAAAUGAGGGAGAGACUGAAGCAACGUGUACUGAGAACAAGCAGGAAGGAGGCAGAAGUGAAGGUGCACUCAAUGGAAAUUUGCACAAGAACACACAUGAUGGACUGACUCAUCAGAUUGUUAAUGUAGAAGUGCAAAGCUCUGAAAGUACAAGUAACCCGGUCAUAACCAAAAAGAAUAAUGACAUGUUCACUGAGAAAGAGGCUGAGGAAAUAGCAAACUACCUUGUGGAGAUGUCAAGCUCAGAUGCAUGGGAAGAGCAAGCCAUUACAGAAUCGAAGCGUAACAAAUGUGGAGAUGCUUUGGAGUUGGAUCAAUUACCAAAAGACAGCUUACCUAAGAACUCUGAAGUAAAUGCUAAAACUCACAAUUCAGGAGGAGAUUCAGGUCGAGAGAAUAAUGGUGAGGGAACUUCCAGUCAUGAUGAUAAUGUGGAACUGGCUAACUCAUCAGCAGAAGAUGCAAUAUUUCAGACUUGCCCCUCAACAACUGAUUCCCAUACAUAUCAAGAUGCUGGAAAGGAUACACAUUUGGCUCAAAAGCCCCAUAACAUAGUUGAGGGUAAGGAUAUCACAAAAGUUUUGCUUAGUCCAUUUCUUGCAGAAACGGGGAGCUCUGGAGAAGAAAGUGACCAUUCUACAAUCCUUUUCUCAGAAGGGGAGGCAUAUAGGAGGAGGUCUGUUAGUGAGGAAGAAACAGCCAAGAAAAAUAAGAUCAAUGGAACCAAAGGAGACAGAAGCAGCUCUGCCUCAGAGAAUAAAAAAAAGAAAAGCAAGAAAGGUCAGUUGCAGGACAAGCAGUCUGGGAGUUCAGGCUCCACUCCUGCUAGCAAGGCUGUCUCUCAGGAAAAAAGGACGAAAAAACCUCGAAAGAGAAGACCACUUUUAGAUGAGAGCACUUCCUCUGAUAGUGAAGUCCUGAUCACCAGGAGUAGGAAGGUCGACAUGGGACAGAUACUCUCAUGUCCUGCAAAAGGACAGAAGACUCGCUCCAUAAGUGGAAAAGAGGAAACAGAAGGUGAGAAUGUAUCUCCACGCACCCCAGACAGACAGCGGCAGAAGGGGAAAAGAGUCACAGGAGUAAACUCAAGCGAUGGGAGCACUUCUGCAUCUCUGCCGAGGGUCAAACAUCAGUCUCGAAAGACAAAGGAUGCUAACCACAAUGUUGGUGGCGAAGCAGUGAGAAAGACGAAGAAGGGGGAGAGAAAAGCCGCGUUAGUAGAGGACAACUCAGACAGCGAUGUUAAUGGUGAGGACAGUCUCGUAUCGGAAGAUGAAAGCAGCAGUAACUUUAGUGGAACUCUGGCGUCUGACCCAUACUUUGGCAUUGACACCGUCACUGGCUACUAUGAUCGAUCCUUUAAUCCAAGCCAAGGACUUGUGCGGAAAGUAAACUCAAAAAGGAGGAAGAUUAACACUGCGAAGGGCAAUGGAGUCAAAAUGCCAUACACACACGAGGAGGACGUCAAGAUCCUGAUGUACAUUGACGACUUGCAUUCACACAACCAGGUGGGAGGACGCGAGCUCUGGCAGAAAAUGGAGGGGAAAGGCAUCCUGCCCAACCGCAGUUGGCAUAGCCUAAAGGAGAGGUACAGGAAGAGGAUCGUGCCUAACCUCAACAUAUACCAGCGCUACGGUCUCUGCAAGACUAUGCUUCAACGGUUCAAGAAACAUUCGCAGCCAGCAGAGGAGUCACCAAGAGCUAAGGCAAGUGAAAUAUAUAGACAGCCAUACUCACACGAGGAAGAUCUAUGCAUUUUGAAUUUCAUCAUCAAAAACAAGAGACAUUCGGAGGUGGGAGGUAAGAGCUUGUGGACCCUGAUGGCAUCGUGUGAGCCGGGAUUGAAAGGCCGGACAUGGCUCAGCCUCAAGGAGCGGUACCGCAUGAGCAUCGUCAAGCACCUCCACAGCUUCAAUCUCUCGGAUGACGAGAUCCUCAAGUUCAAGAAGAGUGGGAAUCGCUCCAAGAACCAAAGGCCCACUCACAAGCAUCCACCAAAUGCCUCGGUAUACAAGUUUGCCAAAAUCAGAUUGAGCAGUCGGGCCAAGAAGCGCAGCAAGACAAGUAGUGUAUCAGAGUCAGAGGACCCUAGAGAACAAAAGGAGGAGGAGACUAGGGGGGGGAGUGAGAGCAGAACGGAAGGAAAUGUUGGCAGUAAGGGCAAGGGAAGAAUGGGUGGAGAGGAGCGAGCAAGCACCUCUAGUGGACAUGAGGACAUGGAUGACAGUGGUGGCUUCAAACUACCAAAACGAAGGGGUGUGCUUGGGAGAGUGACUGAGAAGGAAAGGGCCUACUCGCCUGAAAUCCCCUUCUUAGAUGGAACUGUUUUUGAGAAGAAACGGAAGCUGUAUACCGAACCAGAGGGGAAUAAAGUGUUGACUCCACAGGUAAUGAGUGAGAAGGAUAGUGAGGAGAGGUUGGAUGAAGGGAAAAGGAUAAAAAGGAGGAAACUAAAUAAUGUGUCUUUUAGUGAACAGGAAAUAGGAGAAGAAGGAAUAGAAGGAAGUAGAGGAAGUAAGCAGGAAAGGGAAGUGAGUACAGAUAUGCAUGUAGAGGACAGUGUGGAAGGUCAUGUAGAGUCGGAUGAUGAACUACCCUUGCUGAUCUACAGGGAUGAAGAGGUGGAGAGUGAUGUGGAAAUAACUGCUAAGAUAGUAGAAGACCAGGAGACAGUGAAAGAGAAAGUAAAUGAUAGUGUAGAAAUAACAGACAAAGAUAAAAUGGAUAUCAAUUCAGCCAGUGAAAGAACGGUAGCACCUCCAGCAGAAGUGAAUUCCAAAGAGGCAAGUGAUUCGGUCAGUCCGGAAAAUGACAAGGAGAACAUAUCAAGAACACCCACUGCUUUCAUCCCAGAAAAUACACAAAGACUGUCCCCAAGGAAGAGAAACAGCAUGAAGUUCACCCAGAAGCCAUCCAGCGCCACAUCUCUGAGUGAGAGCAGCGCACCGGACAUCGCUGGUGACCCUGAACCUGACAGAGUGGAGAAGCUCGAUAAAAAAAGAAGAAAGAAGGAACGUAAUUCUCUGCCUGCCACAACGAGCUCCCCUGACAAGAGAGUGACUCGGCGUUCCUUGGAACUGGAGAAAAAACUUCCGAAACAGAAAUUAAGGAUUCGUCCAUUACACAAGAACAAGUGAAAAUUUUAUGUAGUUUUGGGGGUAAUGUUUUUUUUAUUUGAUAAAAGGCUUGAGGCUUUAGUUUUAAAAGUUGGAUGAAUAUAGUACAUAGUAUGAUUUUAUGUCUGAGAUGUAAAGAAAAGGAAAGGAAGUUUUAUGGAAGGUGAAUUUUUUUUUUUUUUUUUUUUUUAUUCUAUUGCUCUUGAUAGGAUUUGUAGUCACUAGACUUAGGUUAGUUUUUUAAGGAUUUACCAUCUAGAAUUCUUGUAUCUAGGUUGAACAAAAGUUUGUAGUUGGUUAUAAAUAUUAUAUGUAUAUUUUCUUACGAAAGUUUUCUUUUUGACAUGCAAGGAGACAGCUUAUAUAACAAAAAAUGAAUACCCCACUUAAUUUUUUUUUUUUUUUUCUUUUUUUUUUUUUUCUUUUCUUUAAUGUGCAUACAUUCUGCAGUAUAUGGUGUAUUUCCACAGUGGAUGUUUUAAAUAACAUUCAUGUCAUGCAGAUCUUGGUUGUUUUGUAAAGGUUUAGUUAGUGUUCCUUUAGCUGUGUAUAUAUUAUAAGGGAGGAUUUGCAGAGCUGGGGAAUACUGCAGGUAUUCUUAGACUUUAGAAUUGUCCAUUGAUUAUAACCCAAUAAUGUUGGGUAAUAAUUUUUUUCUUUUUUUCUUUUCUUUUCUUCUUUUUCUGCAAAAUCAGGCAAGAAUGAUAAGUACACACUAUUGAGUGGUUAUUUGUCUUGUUAGUAGGGGUUGUGAGAGCUUAACUUGGCAAUCAACAACUUGACAUGAUGAGAUAUCACUUGCCUCCUGUGAUUGCUUUUCAUGUUGUGAUGGCACUUCACCUGUCACCUAUUAGAUUUAUAUACCAAAAAGCACCAGCUGCUGCACCUUCGUAGCUCUAUUGGUACUGGUUCCAGAAAAUAAGGGGAAAAUGCAUAACAAUAAGAAAUUACUAAGAGUUAUGUUUAUCUAUAUCUGCUGCUGAUUUCUUGAAUAGUUACUACUAUUAGUUAUUUGAGCUUUUCCUAGCAGUUACAUAAUUCAGUCCUAUUUGUUAUAUGAAUUUAAUAGUGUUGGAUACAAUCUAAGUGUAAAAGUAUGGACAUUACUUCCCCUAUGAUUUUUUUUUUCUUCUUUUGUAACUGUAUUAUAAACUCCUCUGUGCUGUCUUCCUCAGUUCUUCAGCAACUCAUAUGCUUUUGUAUUUUCUGUUCUUAUUUGGAUGUUUUCAUUUGUGAGUACAAGAGUUGCAAUUUUGAGGAUGCCAUAGAUCAUUUACAUUUAUUACUAUAAAAAAAGGAGGGAAAAAUCAUAUAUACUGUCUUGUUUAUCUGUAGAAGGGACAGUUUCUUGCUGUUGCUUGCAGAGUAAAUAUUGUAUCUGUUGUAUUAAAGUCAGCACACUAUUUUGGGGUUGAUCUCAACAGUACAAAAUAUACAAAGUGUAGUAGUUAUACGAAACAUGUGAUAUUGAGGGAAAAAGUGAACAAGUACCUUUUCAUGUGCUGUGAAGCCCCUAAAAUUCUAUUCCACUUGUUUUCCUCACUAAGUUGUUGACUUUGUUUAUUACAGAAAUGUCAUUUUAGAUGUAAAACCGAUUUCUUGUACUUUGUAUUGAUAUUGAUAUUAGUCAGUCAAGACUCCAAAAGCUUAUAUGAUUACCCCAUUUAAGAAUAAAUAAUAAUGGAAAAAAAUGUAGUGCCAUUAUUUUUUUUUUUUUUUUUUCAAAUAUAUAUAUAUUGGGAAAUUUAUUGCAGCCAUGAAAUGCAAGGCAAUUAUAAGUAUAUACAGGAAUCAGGUUGUGUUACCAUUUCACACAUGGUGGCAAAUUUAUGCUAUAUAGGGGUUACCUUAAAGAGCAUGUUUUAGAGAACGGAUUUUAACUGUUAAAAGCAGCAGAAUAUGUUAUAUUUGUGACCAAUGUUUUCUCAAUUCCACUUGCUUCUUUUAAUUUGGUUUGUGUGGUAGCACAUAUGAUUAUGUGAAACUGAGAUCUACUGUGAGAAAAAUUUGUUUUUAAUAUAUGUGGCAUGUCUGCAGACAUGUGGUUGACUGACUUUGGGCUUUAUUCACCCUGUUCUGCCCUGCCACCUGCUCUCCAUUUGUGUCAGAGAGCUCUUUGCACACCAGAGUCUUGAAUUUGACAUGCAUGUAUUUCAUCAAGCAUGCCUGGUUUAUAUCAGCACAGGGUGGGGCAAGCUGCACAGAGUCUGGCAUAUACACAUUUAGUGUUUACUGGAUAUGAAGAUUAGCUUGGAAAUAGAAAAUAUUCUUGUGGAAGAAUUUGUACUUACAUUUCUGUUCUUUCAUAUAUUUAUUUUUUUAUUUUAUUUAUUUAUUUUUUAUUUUUUUCAACUUGGGCAGGAAUUAUAGCCUACCAGGAUCAAAAUACUAUUUGUUUGAAACUUCAUAUUUACACAUAUGGGUACGGUAUGGGGGAGGGGGGGUAUUUACACAUAUAUUUUAUUGUUUUCAGUGUCAUUAUUGAAAACAAAGAGAAUGUGGCUACACCUUAAGUUAGGCUUUCCUGAAAGAAUUUGUAAAGCAGAGUUUAUUCUACAGGAGUAGCCUUUGUAUUGAAUAAGUUUCUGAAGUAAGCGAUGUUUAUAUGACUUUGAAUUGCAAAUUCUGGCCGCAUGUUCAAAAUUUUGGAACUAAUUUUUAUUCACUUAUUACAGCUUGUAAAGUGUUUACAUAUAUAAUUGAAUUUGUUCCUUAAUGAAUGAAGAUGCAAUAUUAAUCCUGUAAUCAUACUGUUAGGUACAUUUUGCAGGAUUACAAUUUUGGAGAGAUCUGUAAUAACAUUAAAAUCAUAUGUAUAUCUCUUUUUAAUCUUGUAUUUGAUUCAACAUAUAUAUUAUUGCUAUUAGAGUAUUUUGUGUGUUGUGUAUACUCUUCUGUACUCUCCACUUCAGCAAUCCCGGUGGAGAUUCUCGGUUGUAAGAGCGCUUUGGUUAAAAGAAAACAAAAAAAAAUAUAUUUUUGAGGUACUACUGCUGUAUGACAUGUGUAAUGAGUCAUCCAAUUAAAGGUUCUUUUAUGGGGCUAUAUGGUAGUGUUAAAUCAUUACUUGUCCUUAGCGAGAAAUAACUCCGAAGAUGUAUUAAAAGCACAAGAGGGAAAAAAUGGUCUCCCGAAGGGUAAAGGAAGGACUGCACUGAAUAACUCAUCAUGUAUUUUACAAUUAUGAACAAGACUAAAACACCAAUACCAUUUUACAAAAUAUAUUCUUCGAAUUAGCAGCUUGCCAGAACUGGAAUGUUGUGCAUUGUGUUAUCUCCUAUCAGGCUGUUUUUUUAAAUUUAAACAGACUCACGGUGUGUUGUAACUGCUUACAUACAGACGUUAGAGAGACUGACAACAAGCUGCUGAUGAGGAGAUAACCUUUAACAAAUGCUGUUUAUGAAGCACCGUCUAAAAUUAUAUGUAUAUACAUCAAUAUUAACAAAUGGACAUGACCGAGAGUCGAGAAGGGAUACAGGUUUAAAAUUUUCAGGCUUAAGAGCAGAUGUUUAAAAAAAAUAGAACAUUUAUUAUUUCAAUGGCAUUCAGAAACAAUACUAUAUAUAUAUAU